AAAAAACAACGACGGUGUUUGUUUGAAAACUGUUUCAAUACGCCGCACAAGUACAUUGACAGCCGCAUCUAGAAGUCUGAAUUAAAGAAAAAUUGUAAGAGGUGUCAAAAUGGCUGUGUUGAAAUCAUGGUAUGUAAUAGUUUUUCUAAUAACCAGUGUAUGGUCUUCCGACGACAUGGCAGAAAAGGAGAGUUAUUUAGACAAAUUACAAAGCUUAAAGCAAUUGGCUACCGGUUACAAUAACCAAGACGAAUAUGAUCGUAAAAAAUUGGAAACUUUGUCUCUCGUGGAUUUGCGUCAAAAAAGUUUGGACUUGUACCGUUACCUGGAAUGCGGAUACUGUAACAGUGCUCUGUUUCAUUUGAAAUUAAUGGGCGAUGCGGUUUUCGACAACAUCAAAGAUAUUCUCACGCCAGAGACACUUGAGGAUUUCUUGUUUGAUAAAGAAGCGUCUAUGAUGCUCGAUUCGUUGUUGGUUCUAAACAACUAUGAGGUAAAAAAUCUUUGGUUAGUUUUUAUAUACACCCGCCAAAUAAGGGUUUUCUUUGGGCAAAUUGUUAAUGACGGUGGUAAGUUUAGUUCGAAAGUUUUAAACAAAACACGACGGAUGCACGAAUUCGUGUUAACCGAAAUUGAAAAAGACUUGGACCGCUGCAUGUGUCCAUUGGAAAACUCUUUCAACAUAAAUUACGAAAACCAUAAUUCGUUGGCAAAGCACCAACUGUCUUUGUGUAAUAAUUCAGAAGCUGAAUCUGCCAGUGCUGCAAACAAUGGCAGCGUGAUAGAUGCAAUACGACAGAAAAAAAGAUUACUGCAUAACAAUUUCGAAAAAAAACCGGCAGAGAGGACUAUUGGAGUUCUCGAUGUCCGAAUCAUUAACGGACGGCUUGUUUCUUUUUCACGACAAGGAAACAUACAAAUUGAUUAUUGACGAAUUUAUGGCCGACAAUUCCAAUAGGUCAACACUCUUUACCACAGUACAUUUUCCGGAAAUCACAAGUGGGUUGGAGGGAGUCAAAAAACUUAAAAAGAGACAGCGUCAGAUUAUCGGCACGUUAACAAUAAUAAUGCUGGAAAUGAUGUUGUCGUACACCCUUAAAACUUGCCAAAGGCGCGAAUCCAAAAACUUUUUGAACAACACGAACACGUUCAAAAAUCAAAUCUUAGGCAAGUUUAUGGACAUAAUGUCGUUGCACGAUAACGGGGCAUUCAAAAAGGUCUAUGCACAAUUAACAUUUUGCUCAUCCCUCAAUAGAGAGUUCAAAGAUUCCUUCGCUGAAGAGAUGUUUGAUGAUUGCAUGGAUGUUAUCGUAUUACUAAUUAACAAUUCAAUUAAUAAAAUUACGAAGAAUGUUCGUUUACCCAAAAUCAAAUCAAUAGUGAGCGAUUGUGAAGGCGAGAACGUAAUAUCAAAGCCUACCGUUGAUGAUAUUCUUAGAGAAAGCGAAAAGUUUGUCGUUAAAAUUGAAAAUCAUAUUAUACCACAUUCGAUCAGGUUGGCGGAAUCGUUUUGGAUUAUGGUCCGUGAAAAAAUACUACCUAAUACUAGUACUACGUCUCGUGAUGAAGCUAAUUGACCUAAAACAUAUUAUAUUAUAUAAUCAUAAAAAAUAAUUAUUCAUACUACAAUACUAAGGCACUUUUAUUUCACCAUAAUGCACCUUUAUUAUAAUUUUUUCGA
This is a messenger RNA of Adelges cooleyi (spruce gall adelgid), 1681 nucleotides long. RefSeq lists its product as uncharacterized. The record is from RefSeq and is a predicted model, not a curated record. NCBI's taxonomy places the organism in Eukaryota, Metazoa, Arthropoda, Insecta, Hemiptera, Adelgidae. Bases 110 to 931 code for a protein of 273 amino acids. The transcript has 2 exons.